CUAUGACACUUGUUCAUCAUUAUUCCACAUUACAAUUCAGUUAACUUCUCUAUCUAUUUGAUUGCAAUUUCCAUACACAUACACACAAAAAAUAAUCCAAGGGCGUUGAGUUUAUCAGAAUGCCUUAUUGUGGGUUCAAUUUUCUCCUUUAUGUGGUGACAAUUCUAUGCAUGAAUUUGUUAUGUGCUGAAAGUUUUCAUAUGAACAAGUGUGUGGAAACAGACUUGCAAGCUCUCCUUAAGUUCAAAAAUGCUCUCAUUCUUGGAAGGAACGACCUUACCUCAUGGAAAGGUGAAGAAUGUUGCAAAUGGGAAGGAAUUUCAUGUGAUAAUUUCACUCAUCAUGUGAUCGGUUUGAAUCUGGGGCCUAUAAAUUAUACUAAAGCAUUGCGAGGUAAGUUAGAUUCUUCAAUAUGUGAACUUCAACAUCUAAUUUUUCUAGAACUUAGUUAUCAUUACCUAGAAGGAAAGAUCCCACACUGCAUGGGCUCACUUGGUCAGCUGAAAGAGUUGAAACUUAGUGGUAACAAAUUUGUUAGUGUCAUUCCUUCUAGUCUAAGGAACCUUUCCAGUUUGCAAACUCUUGAUAUUUCCUAUAAUUAUUUUAUGUUUUCAAAUGACCUUGAAUGGCUUUCUCAUCUCUCUAAUUUGAGAUACCUUGAUCUAUCAUAUGUCAAUCUCACUCUAGCUGUUGAUUGGUUGUCAUCAAUAAGCAAAAUUCAUUCUUUGUCUGAACUUCAUUUAUAUGGUUGUGGGCUCCAUCAAGUCACUCCUAAAUCUAUUCCCCACUUAAAUACUUCAAUUUUUCUAAAAUCCCUCAAUCUUGGGGGAAAUAGUUUAAACUCUUCCAUUCUUCCAUGGGUGAUUAAUGUUGGUAAAGUCCUCACAAAUCUUGAUCUUUCAUUCAACUCUUUGCAACAAAUUAUUCCAUAUGAUUUUGCAAGCAUGGCUUUUCUUCAAUAUCUUGAUCUCUCAGAUAAUGAACUCCAUGGUAACAUACCAAAAUCCUUUAGGAGUAUGUGUCAACUGAAAGAGUUACGAAUGCACUCCAACAAACUGUCUGGCAAACUCAAUGACAACAUACAACAAUUGUGUUCUGCAAAAAAUGGUUUAGGGCGUUUAGAUCUAAGUGAUAACCCAUUCGAACGUGGGUCACUUCCAGAUGUUUCAUAUUUUUCAUCAUUGGACACAUUAUCUCUUCGAAAUACCAAUGUCGUUGGCAUAUUACCUAAAUCAUAUGUUCACUUGUCUUUUCUCACAAAUUUAGAUCUUUCUCAUAAUCAUUUGAAUGGAGUGGAUAUCUUUGAUGGUGAAUUUCUAUCGACCAUGACGACUCUAGACCUCAGUUUUAACCAACUGAGUGGAUCAAUGCCUCUAUUAGAGAUAACCAAACUUGCUUCAUUAGAACUACUUGAUCUAUCUCAUAACCAGUUGAGCGGACCAUUUCCACAUACAAUGGGUGAACUUUCUAGUCUAAGUGAGUUGCUUCUCACUUCAAAUAAGUUGAACGAUGUCAUUAAUGAAGUGCAUUUGUCAAACUUAUCUGAGUUGACAAUUUUGGAUGUAAAUCAAAAUUCACUUUCAUUCAAAUUGAGUUCAGAUUGGGUUGCACCUUUCAAACUAGAAACACUAUAUGCAUCUUCAUGCACAUUAGGUCCUAAAUUUCCAUCAUGGCUCAAACAUCAAGGGGAACUUAUGAUUCUCGACAUCUCUAAUUGUGGUAUUUCGGAUUCAUUUCCUAAAUGGUUUUGGAAUCUCUCUUCGAGUUUACAAUACUUGAAUGUUUCACAUAACCAACUUAAUGGACCUUUGCCAAAGUCAUUUACAAGUAUGAAAGUAAAAUUUGAGAAUGUGUGGGAUUUUAGUUUCAACAAUUUGAAUGGUUCACUGCCUCCUUUUCCAGAGUUGUACGCUCUAUUUCUCUCAAGUAAUAUGUUUACAGAGUCUUUAUCUUCUUUUUGUACAUCCUUGUCUAUGGUUUUAACUUAUUUGGAUUUGUCUAGUAACUUGCUAGAGGGUCAACUUUCAAAUUGUUGGAAGAAAUUUGAAAUGUUACAAGUUUUGAAUUUGGCAAAAAAUAAAUUAUCAGGAAAAAUACCUAGCUCAAUUGGCUCUUUACGACAUAUUGAGUCGAUUCACUUAAAUAACAAUAACUUUUCGGGCGAAAUUCCACCUUUAACCCUUUGCAGCAGCUUAGCCCUAAUUGAUCUCGGGGAUAACAAUCUCCAAGGAAUAUUACCAAUGUGGAUAGGCUCUCAUCUUCAUCAGCUGAUUGUUUUACGUCUACGAGCAAAUAAGUUCCAAGGUAAUAUUCCUACAAGUAUGUGUAACCUAUCAUUUCUUCAAGUAUUGGAUCUCUCUGAAAACAAUAUUAUAGGGGAAAUACCAUAAUGCUUAGGUGACAUAAUUGCUUUAUCUAAUUUGAACUCUCCAAGAAAAAGUUUCCACUAUAUCUCAUACACAAUUGGAUUUCGAAACAAUGAAGUGUAUGAGGUUGGCUCCUUCAAUGACAAAGAAAUAUUGGCAUUAAAAGGAUCAAACAGAGAAUAUGGAAAAAAUCUUGGAUUGAUGGCAACUAUUGAUCUUUCAAGCAACCACUUAACCGGAGUAAUACCUCAAAGUAUAACAAAACUUGUGGUAUUAGUUGAUUUGAACCUUUCAGGAAAUCAUCUCACAGGAUUAAUUCCCAAAAACAUUGGUCAUAUGGAAAUGUUGGAAUCACUCGACUUGUCAAGAAACCAUCUUUCGGGUAAAAUGCCAACAAGCUUUUCAAAUUUGACAUUUCUUAGUUACAUGAACUUGUCUUUCAAUAACUUAGAAGGCAAAAUUCCACUAAGCACUCAACUACAAUCUUUUGAUCCUUCUACAUACGUGGGGAAUAGUGGACUUUGUGGCUCACCACUCAUGAAUCUUUGCCCAGGAGAUGUGGUUUCUUCCACUACAAGUCAUGACAAAUAUAUUCCUAACGAAGAUGAAGAUAAACUCAUAACCUUUGGGUUUUAUGUUACCUUGGUACUUGGUUUCAUAAUUGGAUUUUGGGGAGUUUGUGGAACUCUUGUGAUUAAAACAUCAUGGAGACAUGUCUAUUUCCAAUUUUUCAAGAACAUGAAUGAUUGGAUUCAUGUUACACUAGCAGUUUUUAUAAACAAGUUCAAAAAUAAUUUCCAAGUCCAAGACUAACAGGUAAAUCUUCUUCAUAUGAGAGAGUGAUAUGUCGCAGUGUCUCCUCAAUAAAUGUUCUAUUUGGAACAUGCAUGUUGCAUCCAAGAGUAUUCUUUAUGUUCUGUUUUACUACAUUUAUCUCUUAUGAGUUAUGAUCAUCUUAUGUUUUUACUGAACUACUUUAUCAGAUAUUUUCUGUAUAAAUCCUUAUGUGCCGUGGAAAAAUGUUAUGUCUAUGCAUA
Messenger RNA from Medicago truncatula (barrel medic), 3403 nucleotides. Its product is annotated as receptor-like protein EIX1. Gene Ontology annotation, molecular function: protein binding. The record is from RefSeq and is a predicted model, not a curated record. Bases 120 to 2390 code for a protein of 756 amino acids. NCBI's taxonomy places the organism in Eukaryota, Viridiplantae, Streptophyta, Magnoliopsida, Fabales, Fabaceae. The transcript is spliced from 2 exons.